Messenger RNA from Callorhinchus milii (elephant shark), 1510 nucleotides. RefSeq names its product geminin coiled-coil domain containing (gene gmnc). The record is from RefSeq and is a predicted model, not a curated record. Gene Ontology annotation, biological process: negative regulation of DNA replication; negative regulation of cell cycle. The coding region runs from base 1 to 1302 and encodes 433 amino acids. The transcript has 6 exons. NCBI's taxonomy places the organism in Eukaryota, Metazoa, Chordata, Chondrichthyes, Chimaeriformes, Callorhinchidae. Gene Ontology annotation, cellular component: nucleus.
AUGGCGGCGGUCCGGAGGAGAUUUGGGCCGAUCUGGGGGGGUAUUUGCCGGCAGUCCGCGAGCCCCCCGGGGUGUGCCGGCGGCCCGGGCCCGGGGCCGGGGGGCGGCGGGGGCGGGCUCGGCGCCGGCCGGUUUCUGGGGGUUUGGGUGGGGGUCUGUCUCACUGUCUCUGUGUCUGGUUUGCAGAGUGCGGCGCUGUCUCGCCAAGACCAGUACUAUGUGGGAGGCCAAUACUAUGAUUAUCCCUCUUCCAUCUCCACCUCAGCCAGUGUUGACAUUUCCAUGGAAACCUGGGUGUCUCAGUGGCCGGUCGGUAUCCUGGACAACCACCCGGCCAGCCUGCCCCACAAUGGGGGGUGGGUGGGGUUUGUGUAUAUAGACAUGGUAGUGGUAAUGGGUUACUGUGUGUGUAUAGAGUGGGGCUCAGUGAUGUGUUAUAUUUUCCCACCAGGUGUCUUCUCUGACUUUGAGUUCAUCAACCAGGAUGAGUUUGUGUGGACAGACAAUUUAUCCUCUCAGCUCUAUAAAAACAAGCAGCUUCAGGAGACGCUGGAGCAGAAAGAGGAGGAACUUGCUCAGUUACAUGAGGAAAACAGCAAGCUGAGAGAGUACCUCACCUCCACCUACGUCAAGUCUUUGGAAGAUAAAGCCAAGAAACUAUUGACGCAAAGUGGACGAAGAAAAGGAGAGAUCCUGAAAUGCAAGAGGCGCCUGUUUGAGCCGCAGGAUCCAGAGCCCGGAUCGUCUAUCUCCGAGAUCCACCUCAAGAAGGGGCGGGCGGAAUCACUCAGUGGGAAUGAAGGUGGGUCUUUCUCUGCCAGAGACAGCCAGCAAGGUGGGUGCAUUGAGAGCUGGGUGCUUCAAACCCUGGGGUUGAAAGAUGUGAACACCAUCGAUGAUGCCUUAUCAGCUAACUACAGUGCCAUUACCAGCGACGACCUGACCUCGAUCCAAUACAGUGAAGCUCACUUGGGGGCAACUGUUUACAGCACAGACUGUGUGAUGCCUACAGACUACCCCACUGCCCAGUUGGCCUCCAUGGACUUCCCCGCUGGGCUCUGUGGGCUGGAAUCAGCCCCACCCUCUACUCGCUACUCGCCUCCCACCCCCCUGCCCAGCCAGGUGCUCAAUCCCUUUUACGCCUGCAAGGUGACCCCCAACAAAACGGACGUGGCUUUCUCCACCUCACUGAGCCCCCACCGCAAUGUGAAGACACACAGCUUCCACCAGGGACAAGCCUUUGUGCGGCGGGAUGAAGAAGGAGGCUGGAAAUUCACCUGGGUCCCCAGCCACAGAGACUGAAGCCGCCUUCACAAACUGUUUACAAAAUCUCCCCCAGCACUAUCAAGACAAAUAUCUUGUCCCCUCAUACCAUUGGUCUCCAAUGAUAUCAUCAGAUCAAAUGAUUACUGUUGUCCAGGAAUGUUCAAAUGUACUGCAAUUCUCUUACUUCCCCCUCCCCACCCCACCACCACUGAACUCAUUGGCAAAGUACAAGAGCAUUGCCCUU